Molecule: messenger RNA, 1158 nt
Organism: Arabis nemorensis
Lineage: Eukaryota; Viridiplantae; Streptophyta; Magnoliopsida; Brassicales; Brassicaceae
Source: the annotation of a GenBank genome assembly
AUGUACGUGCCUGUUAUCUUCUUCUACAAAGCUGAACAUCUCGCAACCAUGUCACCACAGAUCAUCUCCGGGAAACUUAAGACCUCUCUGUCCCAGACUCUGUCACGGUUCUAUCCACUUGCUGGACGUAUAAAAGGCCUCUCGGUCAGCUGCAACGAUGAAGGAGCUGUCUUCACUGAAGCACGCACUGAUCUCCUUCUCUCCGACUUCUUGGAAAACAUGGUCAACAUGGACUCUCUAGACCGAUUCUCCCCGACCACCAUUGGAGAUUCUCCGACGGAGUGGCCGUUGUUAAGUGUCAAGGUCACAUUCUUCGGCUCUGGUUCAGGAGUUGCGGUCUCUGUCUCUGUCUCUCACAGGAUCUGCGACGCAGCCUCAUUGUUGACCUUCGUCACGGACUGGGCCACGACUACUGCAAAAGGGAAGUCAAAUGAUACUAUUCACUUUGCUGAGACGACCAUUUAUCCUCCUCCUGAUCAUGUCUCUUUACAGUUCCCACCUACGGAUUCCAAUAUUGUCAAUUCAACAAGCAAGUGUGUAACCAAUAGGUUAGUCUUCGAGUCCACUAAGAUUGCUGAGCUUAAACGCAAGGCCGCUAGCGAAAGUGUACAUGUACCUACUCGUGUGGAAGCAAUCUCCGCGCUAGUCUUGAAAUGUGCCAGGAAUGCCUCACGCUCUAACUCGGUGGUUCCAAGGAUUCCGUCUACUCUUUUGUCACGUGACGCGAUUGGAAACCUACAUACAUCAUUCUUUGUCAAGAAAGAUGCCGAGAACGACUUGGAUAUCUUUGAAACCGUGGCUGCAUUCAGGAAGGCCAAAGUAGGAGUCAACGAGAUGAUUAAAGAGAAUCUCGAAAGCAAUACACUUGGUCAGUAUUUGUUCAGUCUGAUGGGAAGUUUCGAGGCAGAGGUCAAACCGGACAUAGACAUAUACUCAAUGUCUAGCUGGUGCAGAAAGCCUUUCUACGAGGUUGACUUUGGAUGGGGUAGUCCGGUCUUGAUUGGAUCUUUCAACAAGAUGUUUGUCUGGCUGAUGGUCUCAAAAGAUGGUGAUUGUGUAGAAGUGUGGAUAGGCUUACCCGAGCAAGACAUGCAUACGUUCCUCCGUGACCAAGACUUGCUUGCUUAUGCCAUUGUAAAUCCCCCCGUCCUGAUCUAG